GCCUUUCAUUCACACCAGACAGAAAUCAGCCAGCCAGUGAGAUUUUCGUGUUCGCCUUUGUGAGUUGUGCGUCGAUUCAUUACGAAACAUUGAAUCUGUUGACAAAUUCAUAAUCCAGUGAAAGCCUAAAUUAAUUUUCUUACCGUUCUAAAAGUGUGAUCUUACAUAACAUAAAGGUUUUGCUAAGUGUUUAAAUAUCUUGUGUGUUCGUCGUUCAGCUGACUUCUCCUUUCACAACACAAAGGAUAAACGGGAUACUUCCUUUACUGUUUUCUGUACGGAUUAUCAAGCACACAUCCUCAGUAUAGUGCAAAACAAUCGGGAAUGAUAACAAAACGAUUCCAAAUACAGAAGUGACGGUGGAGCAGUGUCGUGGAGUGGCAUGGGCGUGCGGUGAGAGUCGGCGCGCUUCAGCAAGAUGACGGAGGGCGAGCGGCAGCAGAGCGCGGGCGGCACCAACGCCGCGCCCCAACACAGGAAAGGGCACAGGAGACAAGAGUCGAUGUAUGCCAUGACGGGAUUGUACGCAGAAUCGGGUUGUACGGAGGGCGGAGGGGACGACGCAGCUGGGCCCAGCACUCCCCCGCCGCCGUCACACCCGCCUCGAGAACCUGGCAAAUGUCACAGCCGGAAUCCCUCAGCUGGUAUUUGCGACAGAGACCGCGAAAGGGAGAAGGAAAAACCUCGGCAAAUGUUUCCAGAAAUAUUAGACAUUCCUCAUGACGCUCGAGAUUGCGGUAUCUUAUCGUGGAGACCGCUUUUCAUCCAGAGAUUUUCUAGUAUAAAAGUAUUUGUAUUUUUUCUUUCGUUCCUGGUGACGCUACAGCAGGCGUUAAGUUCGGGAUACAUAAACUCUGUGAUCACAACAAUCGAGAAGCGUUUCGAGAUACCAUCGAGUCUCUCGGGACUAAUCGCUAGUAGCUACGAGAUCGGGAAUGUCAUCACCGUUAUCUUCGUUUCAUAUCUCGGCAGCAGAAGACACAUUCCAGUGUGGAUAGCAGUCGGUGCUGUUAUAAUGGGCAUCGGAUCGUUAGUGUUUGUUGUUCCACAUUUCAUAGCUGAAGUGAAUAGUGAAACAUUAAUGAACAAUAAAUCAGAUGAUAAUAUCUGUCGGUUGCCAAGAGCCUUAGAACAGGAUAUGGGUGGACUGGGGCGGCUCUCUCAGGGCCUUCCACCGAGUAACUUGAGGCCAGACAAUUGCAUAAAAAGUUCUCCGAGUACUUUCAUGCCAGUGAUGGUUUUCGUGGUGGCUCAAUUACUGCUCGGCUGCGGUGGAUCGCCCCUGUUGACGCUCGGCACGACGUACGUCGAUGAUCACGUUCGCCCUGAAUCUUCCAGCAUGUACAUAGGCUGUAUGUACAGCAUGGCUGCUUUCGGACCUGUCCUCGGCUUUCUGCUUGGCGCGUAUUUACUGUCGUUCCAUAUGGAUUCUUUCUCGGGCGCCAUCAUUUCUAUAGAUCCUGGUGAUCACCGGUGGGUGGGAAUGUGGUGGGGCGGCUUUUUACUCUGCGGCCUUCUUCUUAUCCUGGUGGCCAUUCCGUUCUUCUCGUUCCCCAAAGUGCUCGUUCGGGAGAAAGAGAAGAUCAGGCUGGUGGAAAAAGCAGCCGCAGCCAGCGGCUCCUCUGCUAAACCACCUAAACCACAGACCGAUAUCAAGGACACGGGAUACGGGAAAGAUAUAAAAGACAUCCCCGUGUCAAUGUGGCGCCUCCUCAAGAACCCGGUGUACGUGGUGACGUGUCUCGGCGCAUGCAUGGAGCUGAUGAUUGUGUCCGGCUUUGUGGUGUUCCUGCCCAAGUACCUGGAGACACAGUUCAGCCUCGGCAAGAGUCAGGCCAGCGUGUUUACUGGCUCAAUAGCGAUCCCGGGCGCUUGCAUCGGCAUCUUCAUGGGCGGAUGUCUGCUCAAGAGACUGGAGCUCCGGCCGAAGGGCGCGGUGCAGUUCGUGCUCAUCUCCAACACCAUCUGCCUCUCGUGCUACGCCCUGCUGUUCUUCCUCGGCUGCGACAACAUCAAGAUGGCCGGCACCACCAUACCCUACACCAAUAACAGCAACCUGGAACCGUUCAAAGUGAACUUGACGGCGGCAUGCAACUUCAACUGCUUAUGCACUGAGACGGAUAUGGAGCCGGUGUGCGGCAACAACGGGCUGACGUACUUCUCGCCGUGCCACGCCGGCUGCGCUGCCUUCUCCUCGCGAUACAACUUCACCAACUGCGCAUGUGUCCACGAGAACGUACGCGACAUGGGAGUAGGCGCAGUAGUAAGCGGCGCGUCGGCAUCUGCACUAACAGCAGGCACAGCGCGUGAAUACAGCGGAGAAGUCACCGUGGUUCCCGUGGCCACGGCUGGAGCCUGCAACCCGCCCUGCACUACGAUCUUCCCAUUCCUCGUGCUACUGUUCUUCAUGACCUUCGUGGUAGCUGUCACGCAGAUGCCGCUGCUUAUGAUAGUGUUGAGAUCUGUAAGCGAAGAAGAGCGCUCGUUCGCAUUGGGCAUGCAGUUCGUGAUCUUCCGUCUGUUCGGCUACAUCCCCGCGCCCAUCGUGUUCGGCAACCUCAUCGACUCCACCUGCCUGCUGUGGAAGCAGUCCUGCAGCGGCGAGAAGGGCGGCCGCUGCUUGCUGUACGACAUCGAACAGUUCCGAUACAGAUACGUGGGCCUUUGCGGCGGCAUCAAGAUAGUGGCGCUGGGCAUCUUCAUGGCGGACUGGUGGCUGGUGCGCCGCCGCCGCCACCUCGACUGCUCGCCGCCGCUCGACCCGCACAAAGAUAUCGCCGGCUCCAUCAUCAGCCUCGACAAACUAUUCGAAGAGCUGCCGUCCACGGACAACGCGAGCGGUCUGCGCUCGGGCGCCGCGUCCGGGCCCAGCUCGCACACCAGCACGCCGCUGGAGCCCGGCGAGCGCGAGCCCGGCCCGCAGCUGCAGCGCACCGACUCGCAGUACUCGCAGGUACAGUACUACGCCGCGUCGGGCCCAGCUCGCACACCAGCACGCCGCUGGAGCCCGGCGAGCGCGAGCCCGGCCCGCAGCUGCAGCGCACCGACUCGCAGUACUCGCAGGUACAGUACUACGCCGCGUCGGGCCCAGCUCGCACACCAGCACGCCGCUGGAGCCCGGCGAGCGCGAGCCCGGCCCGCAGCUGCAGCGCACCGACUCGCAGUACUCGCAGGUACAGUACUACGCCGCGUCGGGCCCAGCUCGCACACCAGCACGCCGCUGGAGCCCGGCGAGCGCGAGCCCGGCCCGCAGCUGCAGCGCACCGACUCGCAGUACUCGCAGGUACAGUACUACGCCGCGUCGGGCCCAGCUCGCACACCAGCACGCCGCUGGAGCCCGGCGAGCGCGAGCCCGGCCCGCAGCUGCAGCGCACCGACUCGCAGUACUCGCAGGUACAGUACUACGCCGCGUCGGGCCCAGCUCGCACACCAGCACGCCGCUGGAGCCCGGCGAGCGCGAGCCCGGCCCGCAGCUGCAGCGCACCGACUCGCAGUACUCGCAGGUACAGUACUACGCCGCGUCGGGCCCAGCUCGCACACCAGCACGCCGCUGGAGCCCGGCGAGCGCGAGCCCGGCCCGCAGCUGCAGCGCACCGACUCGCAGUACUCGCAGGAGUCAACACGUGCCAGCGGGCGGAACUCGCGCGUUCUCGUCGCGUCGCGGCACCUACGAAACGACUCCAAGACCAUUCAGCUAGAGCCCCGUGCCAGGCAGCACUCGCUCGACGAAGAUAGAGGUCACCCGGAGCGAAAUCGCGCGGUCCGAAGCGACUCGCGCGACUCCCGGGACUCGCGGAGAGACUUCCCGCGAUCCGCGUCACGUGACUUCGCCGGACACUCGAGAUCUGGCUCACGAGAUUUCAAGGUGCACUCGCGGUCGGACUCGCGCGAGCUGAGCUUAGAACAGCUGAAGCAGCUAGCGCUCAAGAGCAUGGAGAGCUUGGACCUGACGGUGCUGCCGCUCAGCAAGUGCGCCGACGAGGAGAGCAAGCGCCUCAUCGAGGGCGGCGUGCUGCGCCACCGACGCACCGGCUCCAAGGACCUGAAGCCGCCGGAGUCGCGGCACAAGCGCACGUCGUCGCACCACAUCACCAUGGAGCCGAGCGAGCUGAGCCUUCAGCUGCACAAGGGCCGCAGCGUGGACCAGCUGGCCAGCGCGCCGCUCGACCCGCGCGUCUGAGGCCCCGCCCCCCGAGUGAUACCUAAUAGUGAAAUUGAACUUUCCCAACCCCCGAACUCACGUUCCGAAUCUAGCGUAAAUAAACGAGUGAUUUCAAAUCAUAUCUUUAGGUAGUCUUGACGCUUUCUUAUAGAUAAUAAAAAACCUUAGCAAAUUCGCUUAACGAACUCUUAGCGAUUACGAAUUCGGUUGAAUUCUUGUAGUUCAUUUAACUUUUCGUUCGUAUGAAGGGAGUCAAUUAAAAUAAUCUUGUGUUACACGUAGAGAUAUCCUCGUAACCUGUGCACGGUUUCUAGUUCUGAGGUGCGUCUUGUAGUAGCUUUCGAUUAGAAAUGGCAACUUUAAAUAUUAUGAACAAAAAAAUAUUAUAUUAGUUAAAUCUAUCUAUUUGUUUACUGUAAUGUACUUAAUAAUGGUUGAUUGAUGUUAUGACUAAAUCGUUGAAUCUGUAGCAUUAAAAUCUGAAAUUUUUAACGAAUCAGACAUUGCAGACUGCAUACCACCCUUGCCUUAACACCACCACUAAAAUUAAUAUUGAUUAAGCAAAGAAUAUGUAAUUUUAAAGUGACCAUUGGAAACUGGAGCACUAUCAUAAGAAAUGAUUAAUUUUAACCCUUGGAAUAGGUUUAUAUUGCUCAUUAGUAGCACCAAGUGAGCCAAGUAACCUACUAAAAGCUGUAAGAUUGGAUAAUAGAAUAUCUUUUGAAUCUCACUGGCAAGAAUAUCUUUUAACACAUACAUCAGUCAUAUGGCAUAAUAUAAGUUGUAUAAAUGUACAUACAAUUUUAUUGAUUACUUGAACAACUAACUUUCAUAAUGGCCUAUUUAUGUCAAUAUUUAAAAGUGAACUGGUGAAAUUUUAUAGAUCCAUAUUAUGUUAAAAUAUCACUAGGUUUCUAUGAACCCUCAAUUGGGACAUUAAUGGCUAACAUAAAAAAUCAUAUUAACUUCUGUAUUAUAUUGCACAAAAUUUCCCAACAUAGGCACACCAUGCCAGCAGAAGUAUCAUUCAGAGAAUAUUUUUGUUACUAGUGAAUUAACAUUCCUUUAGUACUAAUUACCUAUUUGUUUUUCAGUGACAAGCACAAAACCACCAAAAAGUUGUAGCAAAUUUUAUAAGUACACUUUGUGUGUAAAAGGUUUUCCUGUAUUUAUUGUGAUCUCAAAAUGGUGAAUUAUGUCUUUGCCAGAUGUGUGAAGUACGAUUGUUUACUUUUCAUAAUGCAACAUUGAUUUGUAAAUAUUUAUUUUUACUUCAUUUACACAUUUUUUAAAGUGUUUUUGCAUUGCAUUUGAAAAUUAUUUAUAGAUGGAAAAUAAUAUUUGUCAAUCAUCAUUUGAAAUACCAUUCCUAACCAUCUAACAACCAGAACCAAGCACUUCUCUUAUGUUAAUUGCCAAAGCAAAAUUAUACAUAGGUAAUUGCAUAAUAUUCUUAACAUUUUGCUUUUUAAUUAAACCUUCUCAUAAUUAUUAAGCAGGUGUAUUAUCAGGUGAUGAUUGGCUCAUUCAUUAAUAUUAUAACUUUGGCAUUUAUCAAAUAUUCUUGUACAUUAAAAAAUGUCAAUUCUUCGGCUGAUCUUUAAUUAAGUCAAGUACUAAGCUACGACUAGGGCUUUAUUUACAGUGUUGUAAUAAGUAAUUGUGACAAUGUCAUUGUUCUGCUUCACUUCAAGAUUUUCCAGUAAGCACACUGCACUGUAUUGUAAAUUAUAUUGGCGUUUUAAAGUUGUAAUGUUAUAAUAACCAGCAGUCAACCAACUAUAUCCUAAUUACGAUUUUGACAUACCAAUUACAGCGUUUGCUGAAACUGGGUGUUCAACAAUUUCAAUAUUGUGCAUGACACUGUAAAGAAGGCCUUGUGAUUUUAGUAUAUAAAUGUGCACAUAUAGAAAAAGCAAUAUAUUUAUCUCAAAUUUUAACAUAAAAAGACAGUAAGUUGUCGCUGUAAAUUUUUGUCGUAUAUUUGUUAAGAGAGACAAAUAGUUUGAUAUGAAAGAGAGUGUUUUUAUCUUGAAAAUGCCUUAUUACAAUAGUUCAUAAGACUUGAUACUGACUUAGCUGUAUAUAAGUUGUUACAUCAGUCUCGGAUGGAACUGUUUGAUGGUAGCAACUCCUAAACUAAUUUGUUGCAUUUAGUGAUUAAUAAAAAUUGCAUACUUA
Ostrinia nubilalis (European corn borer) is the source of this 6343-nucleotide messenger RNA. RefSeq names its product solute carrier organic anion transporter family member 4C1 (gene Oatp30B). Lineage: Eukaryota; Metazoa; Arthropoda; Insecta; Lepidoptera; Crambidae. Gene Ontology annotation, molecular function: protein binding. Gene Ontology annotation, biological process: transmembrane transport; sodium-independent organic anion transport. The record is from RefSeq and is a predicted model, not a curated record. The transcript has 21 exons. Gene Ontology annotation, cellular component: plasma membrane. Bases 419 to 4180 code for a protein of 1253 amino acids.